This is a messenger RNA of Myxozyma melibiosi, 1837 nucleotides long. RefSeq lists its product as uncharacterized. Lineage: Eukaryota; Fungi; Ascomycota; Lipomycetes; Lipomycetales; Lipomycetaceae. The record is from RefSeq and is a predicted model, not a curated record. The coding region runs from base 99 to 1691 and encodes 530 amino acids. The transcript has a single exon.
UCUCCUCUUGUGCUUCUCUUUGUUCUGCUCUGACUCCUCUCCUUCUGCUCUGACUCCUCUCCUCUCCUCUCCUCUCCUCUCCUCUCUCCCUGCACAUCAUGGCACGCAUAGCUCAGCUUCGCUCCGUGCUCGUCCUCUGUGUCAUCGCCGGAUGCCUGUUCUCGCUCAUCAUCGCCUCCAGUCUCGGCAAGCAGUCCGACCCACGCAAUACCGUCCGCCCACUCGACAAAUCCGCCUCAAAUCCACCGGCCCCUAUCGCCUCCGUCGUCUCGUCAUCCGACCCCCAGACCUCAGCACCCUCCGCCGUCUCCACGGGCUCGAGUAGCAAGCUCGAUGCCCAGGAGUCUGAUCUCGAGGAAUCUACCUGGAAGCAGUCAAUCAUCUCCACCGCCUCCGGACUCAAAGACACCGCGCACGACCUCCUGCACUCUGUCCUCGCGGCCGUGUCCAGCUCCGGCGACGGCGAAGAGGCGCUCGAAGAGGAAGACGCCGUCGAUCUCAACGUGAUCUGCGAGGAUGCCUACAAAAUGCCCGGAUACCUCCACGCGCCCGAAGACUACCACUUGUCCGUGUACGUCCCGCUCUACGACGACAUCAUCUCGACCCUGCCCGACCCCGACUACGCGACCAAUCUCGGGUCGGUCGCGGCCGAGACUCUCGACGCCGAUCCGGAUCUGAUUGCAAACAACACGCCCGACUCCGAGAUCGUCAAGCAGGCCCCGCACUCGUGGAUGCUCGAUCUCGUGCGCCAAUCGACGCUGCUGCGCAAGUUGCAAGACGCCCCCGCGGCGAUGACGGCGACCGACAACAGCACGCUGCGGACGCUCAACUGGCGGCUGCAGUGGCUGCGGCAUAAGCGCGUGCUGUUCCUCGCGGACUCGGUCGAUCGGUACAUGAUCAUGUACUUUUGCGAGGAACUCGGGUUCGAGAUGCAGCUCGGCAACCGCAAACACACUACCGCGUUCUGCAACGUGCCGUACCUCAACUUCACCCUCUACCACUGGCAUCUCGCGUCCUACACCGCCUACCGCCCGCUGUGGUGGUGGCAGCCGGGAAUGAAGUACAUCACGUUCGAGGACAGAUACAACAAACUGUUCAAGAGCACCCUCCCCGACGUCAUCGGCCAAGACGGCGUCGCGCCCGACCUGAUCAUGUACCAAUCCGGUCUCUGGGACCAAGUCACGCUCGGCAAGCAGCGCAAACAGCACGACCCCGCCAUGGGCGUCGAAGAAGCCGUCGCGCGCUCGCUCACCUGGCCGGAGCUGCGGUACUUCCUCGCGCGCCAGCGCCAGUUCAUCACCCACCUCCGCAGCAUCUUCGGCCAGGACUCACGGAUCUUGUAUCGCGCGCUGACCGUCCACCGCGAGGAAGGCGAGCAGGACCUGAUGCUCUACGAUAUGGACCGCACGUCGCGCGCGCUCGCGUACGCAGAAGACAUCGAGGUCUUUGACUGGGCGCGCGUCGUCACCGGCCAUACCGGCGUGUUCAAAGACCGCGUGCACGUCCGCAAGGGCGUCAUGUCGUGGCUAUACCUCAAUACCCUCAUCUCGUACCUCUUCCGCGCGAGCGGCGGCGUCGAGUCCCGGGGUUUGAUGAUCAGAUAUCCAAAGGAUUACAACGCGACCGAGAUGGGCGACGCGUGGAAGGAAUGUCACGCGUACAAUAUGUACGGCAUGCCAGAGAACCGCUGAUUUCUGGUGACUUAUCCUUUGCUUGUGUUUUGUGUUGCAUCGUUCUUUCUUCAUGUGUAAAGUUUUAAACAUUUGUGGCUAUUUUUUAUUAUUUAUUCCGUUGUGUCGUUAUUUUAUCGCGUGUAUCAUAGGUUUUUCUGAUUAUA